AGUAUUUUCCAACCCUGGUCCUCAAGGCACACUGACCUGCACGUUUAGACUGACCUGAUUCAGCACGCCUUAUUUCAAUUGAUGGCUGAUUAGCAGGCUUUCACUGGACUGCAGUUAUCUGAGUCGGGGGGGACAUCUAAGACAUGCAAGGCAGUGUGUCUUGACCGAGGAUCAGGAUUGGUAAACGCUGCUCCAGACACAGGAGCAUUUUUCAGAUGGCAGGUGAUGGAGCAGGUCACCAGGAUCAGGUUUGCUGUUGCAGGGAAACAUACGGGAUUGUGGAUCCUCGGGGAAACUCUGGUCUAGCCCAGUGGUUUCCGCUCCUGGCCCUGGGGGAACCCAUUGUCCUGCAUGUUUUAGCUGUUUCCCUGCCUCCACACAGCUGACUUAAAUAAACUGUCUCAAGGUCCCCGUGAGCCCAGAAGAAGAAUAGAAGGUUUGUUUCUCUGAUGGAUUUGAAAGGCGUGGAGCAAGCAAGCCUGGAUGCCGAGGAAUGCAGAUCCAAGAGCCCUCAUCAGGAACUGAAUGGCUGCCUAACUGAGAGAAGCCAACAUGUCGGUGAGGACUCAGCUCUUCAGGGAGUUGCUCUGCUCUGACAUAAUGAAGAGGAGUGGAAUGGGUUCUGAACCUGUCUGGACAGAGUCCUCUUGUCCUUUGCCUUCACAUUUAGUCUACGUGCCGCAGGAUAGAUGGAUGAUGGGAGAUCCCGAGAACUUCCCUGACAACCUGUUGCAUUCAUGCUGCACAGUAGAGGGCGCCGUGGACCAGAGAUGCUCAGAUCCCUCCGUGGAAUGUUGGCUGUGUCUGGCCAACCAGCCGCACACGGCAGACAGUCACACUGACCGGGACAACGGCCCGUCUCUCUCUCACGUUAUGGACAGCGCUGACCUGCGGACCCCCUCACCUGCCGGAGCCACUGCUGGUCCUGAGCUGUGCAGCUUCAUGGCCGACACAUGCGGUCUCAUUGGUUCUUGGUGCAGCGUGUGCAGGUCCUCCUGGGACACGAUCAGGUCCAGGAUUCCCAGUUCCAGUUCUGACCACUGUCCAGUCAGCGCUGCAGCACACCUGCACCUCCUGGGAGAGUCCUUGACUCUCAUUGGGAGGCAUCUUGAGGAGACUGAUAAAAGGGUGUGCAUGUGGAGCAGCCUCUCUCUGCUCCUGGACUCCUUGCUGUGUGCGCUGGCUCCUCUGAUGUGCCUCACUACACAGAUUCCUGAGCUGACGAGCUGCACCGAGCACACGCUGGCCUCCACUCUGGAAAACGUUGUUUACAUGAUGCCUGGCCUAUAAAUGAAGACCUCACUGCUUCUACACUAAGAUGCACGGACAGAUCUGUUACCUUUUUUCAUUUAGCUUUCAAACACGAAUGUGAAUAUUUAAGUUCAGUUUGCACAUUUAUUGCAUUUUUUGAUUAAACAAUUUCGCUGAACACUGAUUCGUGCAGGUUUAUCUUUUUGUUUGAAAAGUCACAUGGAGAUCCUGUUUCAGUGGGAGACGGAG
Fundulus heteroclitus (mummichog) is the source of this 1500-nucleotide messenger RNA. RefSeq lists its product as uncharacterized. Bases 553 to 1290 code for a protein of 245 amino acids. NCBI's taxonomy places the organism in Eukaryota, Metazoa, Chordata, Actinopteri, Cyprinodontiformes, Fundulidae. The transcript has 7 exons. The record is from RefSeq and is a predicted model, not a curated record.